CGUAUACCGCAGCCAUAUAGAUACCUUCAGAUAUCAGGUUGUGAGUUGAGUCAAUGGUAAAUAAGUCAGGCACGUGGACGGUAGAAUGCAUAACAAGUUGUUCAGGUGGUUGGCAUUUAGCUGAGGGAAAAGUGAGACGUGAACUUGUAAUUUCAGACGUUCUGGCUUGGUGUCCCGAUUUUUCAUCGCUCCAGGGCCAUUUGAAAUUCCAGAGUUUGAUUGGACUUCAAAAAAUGAAAGCUGCAUCACAUUCGACUUGUACAUUUAAUCCCCCAACAUUUUACAAUUUGUCCAAUUUUGUUUUUAAAAUGACUUUGGGACUUUAAAUUGGCCAUUUUUCUAUGGUCAGUGUUAGCACCCCCCCCCUUAAAUAUCAGCCAAUUGCGCACUCUUCAUUCACACAUCAUCUCUGAUCUGAGCGGGAAUAGCACUGUGUGCCAUUGAGUGGCUACUGGACAGGCAAUUGUGCCAAACAUCGCGGUGUGAGUAGAGCCUCUCCCACACAAUCUGGCAGGGACUUAACUUGAAUGUGUGAAGUCAUCGACGGCGGUACUGUUAGAGAACGCUGCUCAGGACUUGGUGUUGACUUUGAUUGUAUGCCAGCUGGACCAGUUGCUAAGGUGGAUGUGGAGUAACAGUGUCCUCUCAAGCAGUCCUCGUCACUUGUCAAGCGUUGGAGUAUUGCACCAGUCAACCUGUACAGCUCAGCACCGGGAUCAGACUAAACAAUUUUCGUUGAACGGCGUAAAUUUGGAUGCGGCAUAAUUGAGUUUUCUUGGAGAAUGCUCAGUCGAAGUGUCGGAUUGGAGUAAAAAAUAAAAGCGAAUCACAUAGGGCCUACAUGGCGACAGCAAGUAACAUACCGAUGAGUGAAGACGACGAUCUGCAGUUGGAUCCUGUGCCGGGGGAUCUGUCCUAUGGUUCGUUUGCGGCCAUGGAUUUCAUCAUACUCAAUGUAAACGGCGUGGACCUUUCCAAGGCCACCCACGAAGAAGCCGUGGAGGCCUUCAAGAACGCCACGGAGCCCAUCAUCGUUCAAGUCCUGCGCCGGGCACCGCGCAGCAAAGCACCGGGCGACAAGGAAGGCGCGGCGCUGUGCAACGUGGGCACGCAGACGGAGCUGCAGAGCGAGGAUCUGCUGUGGAAGGUGCUGCAGCGGUGCCCCAGCCCGCUGGACUCCAAGAAUGGAGACCUGGUCAUGGACGGGCUGUGUGAGAUUUCACCCCAGGAGCAGAUGACUGUCAUCGAUGACGACCUGAUGAAUGACUUGGAUGCCAUGGACAAUGUGGACAUUCCCAUCAUAGACGAGGACGGGAUGGACAAAGCAUAUGAACUGGAAUACGAGGAUGUGACGCUAAGGAGGGAUACUGGCGGUGCCAAACUCGGUCUGACGCUGUGUUAUGGAACAGAGGAAGACACAGGGAUCUUCAUUAGUGAGGUUGACCCUAACAGCAUAGCAGGCGAAGAUGGAAGAAUUAGAGAAGGGGAUCAAAUACUUCAGAUAAACGGUGAAGAUGUCCACAGCAAUGACCACGCCCUGUCGCUGUUUACCCAGCAGUCAGAUACUACCUCAUUACUAGUGUGCAGAUCCCAACUACAGUAUGAUGAAUGUCUCUUUGACGAACACAAUGCCUUACUGGAGGACAUACAACUGGACAUGCUCGAGCAAACACACCAAGAAGCCAUGCAGUUCACAUCGUGCUUACUCGCAGAGCAUGACAGCAGACAACUUGAUGACGAUAGCAAGACAGACACAACAGGCACCACAGAGACGACCUCCCUUCAUCACGAGAAGGACAGUGGGGUUGGCCGAGCUACGGACGAGAGCGUGCGCAAUGACGAAAGCUCCGGACAGGAGAACGACUGUAGCAGCACGCACCAGAAGUACGUCCCCCAGCAGGCCAGACUGGGCAGCAGGGAUCUGAGAUACAGCAACGACAGCUUCAUCUCCAAUGGAGUAACGGAGGCGGACUUCCCCGCCCACGAGAUCUCGCUGGAGGACUGUAUGAAAUUCCAGGCGGCACUGGAGAGCAAGUGCGACAAGCACAUGAGGAGCGACACGGAUGAAAGCAUGAGGGGGAAGGAGUCAAAGGUCAUGAGGCUGGGGUCUGACUCCAUGGAGACUACCAGCCUGAGUGGGGACUCGCUCAGCCGCACCAGCCGAAAUCGAUCCGGGGCCAGCGACCAGGACGAGGCGACAAAACACAGGGAUGGCACCAAGAGUAACGUCUGGGUGGCCCAGCAGAAUGGACAAAAGAGUCUGGUACCCAACGGGAGGCCUCAGGGUAGUCCAGAAGAACCCCAGGAUCAAGGAUUUGAGCUAGAGUCCAGGAAACUGGAGAUGAUUGUGGAGAAUGGCCAGGUUGGCAGCCCAACUCACAGACCCACAGAGCUUGUUCUUGAUAGCUUAAGGAACUCAGACAAUGGCCUCCACCAGAUGAGCCCCAGUGAAAAAGACACCAAAACCAUGACAUCGAGUUCUUCAGGCUCAACAAGACAGCACCGAGCACCUAGAACUGUCCCUGGGAGUCCAAGCAGGAGCAAGUCCUCAUCUGGCUCAAGGGACAGAUCAAAGAGCUCCAGCUCCUCUGGAUCAGGCAAAGAGAAAUCAAGCCCAGUCAAGACAGCAUCAGAGAAAGACAGUGAAGCCAAUGUUCCUCCCUAUCCCCCAAAGCCCUACCGUCGAAGACCCGCAACCAAUCCCCACCUUCGUGCUCAACAGUGCGUGCAACGCAACCCGUAUGUCUUGCAGCAAGAAGAGGCUGCGGCCCAUCUCAUCCGGCAGAACUGGAAGCUCCAGCAGCAGAACCGUCAGCUCAAGAAGAGUCUAGAGUCUCUGGGCCCUAGCCAGAAGCUGCAGCCUUGCCAGUCCAUCAUGUCUAUCCCCAGCCAUGCCAAGCACUACCGCAGCUACCUGCAUCUGGUCAACCAGAACGAGGAGAACUCCUUAGGGCCCAGCCAGCCCAGCAAGAUCAUCAACCACAAUGAGUGGAAGGUGAAGAUCCGCAGCGAUGGCACCCGCUAUAUCACCAAGAAGAACACCAGGGGGAAGAUCCUGAAGGACCGGGCCAACAAGAUCCAGGAGGAGCGGGGCGGGCUGACAACGGACGAUGAGGCAAUGAGUGAGAUGAAGCUGGGCAGAUACUGGAGCAAGGAGGAUCGGAAGCGGCACCUGGAGAGGGCGAGGGACCAGCGACUCCGCCGGGAAUACAUGGAGCAGUCCCGCAUGGAAUGCCUGCAGGAACAGAUGGAAGAUGAGGGCAAAAAGGAACCCAACAUUGUGGAACUGAGCCAGCGCAAGAUGCUGAGGAAAAAGAGCGGGCGCAAAAUGAUGCUGGAUGACUUCACCACGGUUCAAGAGAUGCUUGUCCACGGUACAAGAGUGAGUCCAGAAACUGCCAAAGCCUUCUACAACCCCCUGCUCAACGUCACAACAGUAUGACACCCAUACAGCUAAAAUACGAUCAGUGGCAUGAAAAUAAAAAAAAUUACAAAAAUGUGAA
Patiria miniata (bat star) is the source of this 3503-nucleotide messenger RNA. RefSeq names its product E3 ubiquitin-protein ligase PDZRN3-like. Gene Ontology annotation, molecular function: protein binding. Bases 842 to 3442 code for a protein of 866 amino acids. NCBI's taxonomy places the organism in Eukaryota, Metazoa, Echinodermata, Asteroidea, Valvatida, Asterinidae. The transcript has 8 exons. The record is from RefSeq and is a predicted model, not a curated record.